AUGGAUCAGUUAAUCAAGCGUAAUGACACUCCUUUAGAUAGGGAAGAUCCUAUGACGGAGAAGAUCAUUGAACCUUUGAAAUAUCUACAAAACUUACCAGGGAAUAACCGGAAAAUUCGAAUGAUUUUUAUCAAAGCAUUUAAUGAACUUUAUUUCCAUAUUGAGAAUGAAGAAUUGAUCCAGGAGAUGAAUGAAAUUGUUGAUAUGCUUCAUGAUUGUUCAUUAUUGAUCGAUGAUAUUGAAGACAGUAGUGAAUACAGAAGAGGUUCACCAACAGCACAUAUCAAAUUUGGUCAACCUAUUACCAUAAAUUGUUCAAAUUUGAAUUAUUUCAUAGCUAUCAAUAAAGCCAAUAACUUAUCUAGAUUAUAUACCAAUGAUAGGGCCAAACAAGAUGAAAUCAGUUUAAAAGUCAAUAGAGUGAUAGUUGAUGAGAUGUUGAACUUACAUCAUGGUCAAGGGAUUGAAAUCUACUGGAGGGAUAAUAAAAAGACCGUUCCCAUUCCAACUGAACUACAAUAUCUUGAAAUGGCUAUGGAUAAAACUGGUGGGUUAUUAAGAAUAAUAGUUAAAUUACUUGAAUGUUUUGUUCCUUCAGAAUCUUCGAAACACAUAGAAUUAUCUAAUUUAAUAGGAAUAAUCUAUCAAUUACGUGAUGAUUACUUUAAUUUAGUUAGUGACCAAUAUAGUCAUAUGAAAGGAGUUGUAGGAGAAGAUUUGAUUGAAGGGAAGUUUUCUUUCCCUAUCUUGCAUAGUUUGAAUCAUUCUACAACAUCUCCAGUGUAUGAUUUACUUUAUAAUUAUAGUGUUGAACAAAGGAAAGCUCCAGAAAAUCAACCUUUGAUCUUAGCUGCCAUAACUUUCAUGAAAGAACAAUCCAAAUCUUUAGAUUAUACCAACGACUUAUUAAAGGCCAAAUUAAAACAAGCAGAAGCUUUAGUCGAAGGUAAAGGGGAAUUCAUCAAACAUAUCUUUAAUCAGUUAAACGAUACAUAA
Molecule: messenger RNA, 996 nt
Organism: Yamadazyma jaroonii
Lineage: Eukaryota; Fungi; Ascomycota; Pichiomycetes; Serinales; Debaryomycetaceae
Source: the annotation of a GenBank genome assembly